AUGCACCCCGACCAAUACCAAACCACGAAGCGUUCCGCCGAACGAUUCCGAAAACCCUACCAGACCGCGAAGAUUCUCCACCAAUGUAGCAGAUGCUCUUGCUCGAGGCUCAAAUUCAGAUGUCACGAGUGUCGGGAGACACCUGACUCCUUCAGGACCGUCUACACUAGGGACGUUGAUCACAACUCCGAUCUGAGUCCAGCGCUCUUACGCACCAACAAGAAGGUCCGAAGGGAAGCCCACUCCAUAUUUUACCACGAGAACACUUUCUUCUUUUACAGUAAGAGCGCCGUGCCGCCUUUCCUGAAAGAUCGAACUCGGGAGUCGCCGGCCAACAUCAAGAGCAUCGGUUCCCAUCUGGAGAUCGAUCACCACGUCGAGCGAGACCCGGCGUCCCUCGACCGGGUGCGCACGUUCCGAGAAGUGGGCCGCAUGGCCGGUCCGCACCUGCAAAACCCUCAGUCUCAAGAUCGAGGGUCGCAGAUGUAG
Messenger RNA from Letharia lupina, 489 nucleotides. RefSeq lists its product as uncharacterized. Lineage: Eukaryota; Fungi; Ascomycota; Lecanoromycetes; Lecanorales; Parmeliaceae. The coding region runs from base 1 to 489 and encodes 162 amino acids. The record is from RefSeq and is a predicted model, not a curated record. The transcript has a single exon.